Molecule: messenger RNA, 2615 nt
Organism: Sinocyclocheilus rhinocerous
Lineage: Eukaryota; Metazoa; Chordata; Actinopteri; Cypriniformes; Cyprinidae
Gene: pop4
Product: POP4 homolog, ribonuclease P/MRP subunit
Exons: 8
Coding region: 114-776 (220 amino acids)
Biological process (GO): rRNA processing; tRNA 5'-leader removal
Cellular component (GO): ribonuclease MRP complex; ribonuclease P complex
Molecular function (GO): ribonuclease P RNA binding
Source: RefSeq, a predicted model, not a curated record
UGAUGCCGUGCUCGAUUACUCCUGUCUCACUCUGAAUCGGUGAUCAGCUCCUCUGUCCUUGUCAGCACGUGUGAUUUCAGAGCAGCAGUGUUGGAUCCUGUGUGUUUUGAAUUAUGGAAAGUGUGGUGCAAUCCCGAAUACCAUCAGAGCAAAGCGAUAUUUUGGGAGUUGAGUCUCAACAUGGAACGGCAGCGGAUGCUUUGACCAAAACAUUCCUAAAGAAUAGCCUUCCCCAAAUGAAGGAUGAACACAUUGAGGAAAUGAUGUUGCACAAGGCAGUGGUACUGGAAUAUAAAAGACCAACGAAGAAGAAGGGAAAGACAAGAAAGGCCAAGGGACUGAAUGCCAAAGAAAGAAGACAGCUUAAAAUAUUCCAGCUCAAACCUGAACAUCAAAAAUAUGACCUCUUCUUGCCUCUGCAUGAGCUAUGGAAACAGUACAUUGUGGAUCUAUGUAAUGGAUUGAAACCAGGAAGCAACCCACAGAUGAUCCAGCAGAAGUUCUUGAAAGCUGAUUUCCAUGGUGCUGUCUUAACAGUUGUCCGAUCAAAAUGCCCCUCAUAUGUGGGUCUAACUGGCAUCUUGGUACAGGAACUGAAGCACGUCUUCAAAAUCCUUACAAAAGAGGACAAACUAAAAGUUAUACCGAAGAGGAAUAGUGUGUUCAGUGUGGAGAUCGGUGAUUUCGUAACGCACAUCUAUGGCAGCAAGUUUGAACUGCGCUCCAGUGAGCGGUCGGCAAAGAAAUUCAAAGUAAAAGGAACUAUUGACUUGUAAUGGGAAGUUUUAUCAGCUUACAUCAUGUCAGCUUUAACUGUUGGCUCAUACUGGGGAAUUAAGAGACAACAUUUAAUCAUUAUGGAUUUCUUAGCUUCUUCCUCUUGUUUUAUGCUUUAAAUCUGACCAGGCAUGAAACUACAGUAUAUUGGGCAUUUAGGAAAAGUAGUAGUUUUUGAUUGUCCACCAGGGGGAGGCCUUUUUGGAAGAGAAGGGAGGAAGAAUGAAUUUUAACCUCCUGAGUUCUCUCUCUCUCUCUCUCUCUCUCUCUCUCUCUAAUCCCUGGUUCCUGUCACUUCAUUUUUAUACAAGGUUCCCACAAACUCUUUAUUUAUGGCCUUAUUAUAUCUUCAAGGGUAGUCAGCACUGCUAAUGCUAAAAAUAAAAAAAAUACUACCAAUAAAUAUCAUACUUCCCUAAGAACAUCUUAAAUAUUUUGUUAAUGUUAUGUUGCAUGGUAUGAUAGCAGAUCCACAAUAGUACAAUAAUUUCCCGUAGUGGGAGGUAUUUAAGUAGGUUCUAUAAUGUUUAUUUUUAUACAACUUUAAGCGAAGUACUGUUAGAAGCAGUGUUUUCAGACUUGUACUUGAACAAGCACCACUUCAGAUCUCCAGUUCAAACGGCACGAAGUAAAAUUGGAAUAAGUUAUGUGGUUUUGUUUCACUGUAGUAUAUGUUGUAAUAUUUGCCUGCUUACAAAACAAGGAUUUUUUUUUCCCACAGUGAAACAGGGCCUGAUACUUAGUCAAGGUUUUUUCCUUGUUGGGUGACUCAUAAACGCCUCUUCCAGUAAUGCCAGGGAAUUCCAUCCUUCCUAUACAAGACACAGAACAGGUUUUCUAAUUAAAUAUGUAAGAGUUUCUGUUUAUUGCUUAGUACUAAAUGUCAAAUAAUCUUGAUUUUUUUUUCUGAGAGCAACUGUUUCCUUGAACAUUUUUUGAGUUAAAGGAAGCUGAAAAACAUUGACUGCUUAUGUACUGAAAUAUGACAACAAUGGAUGUCACCAUUCUUGCAGUUAAACAUAGUCUAUUCGUCAUUCUGCUGUGCAAUGUCUUUUAUGAGAAAAGAGGUGCCUUACAUUAUAUGUUGUCUCCUCUGAAAUCACUGUCUCAACAGUGUUGCAUCAUAUGGAUCCUCCAUAUACUUCCUCUAAAUCACUUUUUUUAUUUCUACAAGGAACAUUAUAGCCUAUUAAUUGUCACACAUAAAGUUUCAGAUUGUGCUGUGCAUUAAACGGAUAGACCUUGCUCAUAAAACAAGCCUGUUGUUUACAGUCACUUUGCAGAAAUUUCUGUCCAAAAACUUGUUUGGCUGGUUACGGCAUCCGACUGGUUUAAGGGUCAAAGUUCUGUUGUUGUUUUGACUCUAUUGCUUAGUAAAUCAGAUAAUGGAGUUCUCUGCUAUCUAAUCCAAUACUGUUUAUCAGAGAAACAACAAAUAUAGACUUAACUGUUCACUUCACGUCAUUCGAAGUGUGUAUGAAUAAACAUUUUUUUUUCAUCAUAUAAUUAUUUGAAAAAGACCACAUUAAUUUACAAUUAAAGUUUACAAUAAAAUAAUGUAAUGGGAAAAAUCUGAACAAGAAUUUUAGAUGGAAAGAAUCAUGCUUGUAGUUGACCACUACAUUUCUGCUUUAUUUGUCUUGGUUGGCAACAGAAUGACUGUGAUGUGGAAUAUAAAUGAAACAGCUGGGACACAAGCGCACAUGUACAGGAUUGUAAUGAUUUCUAAUAUAGAUUUUUAAUAUACCGUACCAUAAAAAGCCAUAAAAAUGGCUUCCAUAUCUACAUGGCAGCCUCGUGCAGAAUGUAGUAGUUGUUGUUUUGACACAUAAAACUGU